This is a messenger RNA of Hydra vulgaris (swiftwater hydra), 2493 nucleotides long. RefSeq lists its product as uncharacterized. Gene Ontology annotation, biological process: signal transduction. The record is from RefSeq and is a predicted model, not a curated record. NCBI's taxonomy places the organism in Eukaryota, Metazoa, Cnidaria, Hydrozoa, Anthoathecata, Hydridae. Gene Ontology annotation, cellular component: cytoplasm. Gene Ontology annotation, molecular function: protein binding.
UUAAUUUUUUCUUAUCAUUUAUAUUGUUAUUAUUCAGUUCUGAAAAAAACAGAAUAACUUAAAAAUUAUAAUUAUUAAAAAAUUUGUAGUUAUACUUUAGCUUCUUCUCCUUCAGACUCUCUCCUUCUGCUAUCAAUCAUCAUUAACUUUGCAUAAAAUUAAUCGACAUAUUCUAAAGUUAGUUUAAUCUUUAAAAUCAUUCACAAUGCUGUCCAGACUUUAAGCUGCCGAGGAGUUAUAGUGAAUAAUAACUAUUUUUAUAGCGACAGAAGAAAGAAUGAUUCAACUUAUUGCAGUUAACAAUGAGGAAUGAUGAGGAUCUCGAACAUUAACCUGUUUAUUUUAAAUAACAGGAAGAGUGUGAUCAAUAAAUUUUGGAAAUAAAGUUUUGCAUCACAAACAGAAGAUUCAGAGUUCUAACCAUUAGGAUAUGUCAAGAGUGUCUGCUGAACUAAAACAAUAUUAUCUUAAAUAUUAUGGAAAAAUUAUUGAACUUCAACCACUAUUAAAAGCACCUGCAAAUGUUGAUCUUAUGGAUAAGUUUGUUGAUCUAUGUAUUGUUGAUGCAGCGAAGCCACAAAUGAAUGGUGUUUUUAGUGUUGAACGAAAGGAAUUUCUUGAAAAGCAAAUGCAUUAUACACCAAUUCCAUAUAGUGAACUCUUUCUGAACGAAAAAUCUGUAAUAUUAGUAUCUGGAAUUGCUGGUAUUGGGAAAACAUGGUUUUGCUUGAUUGGUCAAAUGAUUUAAUUUGGAAAAAUGUUGAACUUGUUUUUUAUUUGGAAUGCAGGAGGAUUAAUCAAUAUGAAAAUGUUUCUAAUAUUAAUGAUUUACUUAGCGUUUUCUUCAAAGAUAUUAUAAGUAAUUUUAAUAUUAGUAUUGACACUGCACUGUUUAUAAUUGAUGGAUUAGAUGAGUUUAAAUAUUUUAAUGAGUUAUCAAAUCCGAGAUUAAAAUGUAACUAUCCGAUUGUUAAUGUUUUAGAAGAAAUUCAAAAUUAUAAGCAUUUAGUUACUGGCAGAGUUUACGCAAUUGAUCAAUACCAAAGUAUAUAUACAGAUCAGAGUGAUAAGUUAACCAUUCAAAUAAUGGGGUUUAAUGAAAAUGGAAUAAUGAAUUAUGUAGAAAAUCAUGUUAUGGAAGAAAAUAAAGAAAUUGUAAAAGGAACUUUAAAGGAAUCUCCGAUAGCAAAAGCUAUGGCAUCUGUUCCUUUUUAUUUAUCUUCCAUGUGUAAAAUUAUCAGUGAUUCGAAAGAAAUAAGUACAAGAUCUUUCUUAACAAUGACAGAUUUGUAUGCAAAUAUUUUUUUAUAUUUUUUAAGAAGACACAUCAUCAAAAACAAUGAAAUGAUUUAUCAGAUAAUGGAAAACGAUUCUAAUAAAACAUAUAUUUUAAAUAUUUGUAAAAUUGCAUAUGAAUUGUUUGUUGUAAAUAAAGUAAUUUUUUCCAAAAAAGAACUUCAAACUUUUAUUGGUGACUUUGAUAAAAAUGAAAAUUUUUAUGGAUUUAUAGAAAGAAUUGAAACAGAUCUGGGUUGUUAUUAUCAGUUUGCUCAUUUGACAAUAAUGGAGUUUUGUGCAUCUGUUUAUGCGUACAAUUGUUUAAAUAGUGAAGAAAUUAUGACCAAUGAAAAGCUAAAGAGUUGUUUAUCAAUGAUUUGUGGAUUAUCUAAUACUAGUCAAAAUAGUUUAAUAAAGUUUCUUGUUAACCUGAAUCCUUCAAAAAAUUCUUCUAAUCCUUCAAAAAAUUCCUAUAAAAAAUCUGUUCAAUUUAUAAAGAAUCUAUUCAAGAAUUCUUCAAAAAAGUCUGAUGAAAAAUCUAUCCUUUUGUAUUCUAUUUUGGAUUGUCUAUCUAAAAGUAUUAAAGUUUCUUCUUAUUCUGAUGAUUUCAAUUUAUUCUACGAAUGUUUUUACGAAAGUCAAUCGUCAUUCACUGAUGAAAUAAACUCAAUUGUUGAUGAACUAAAUAAACAUGGUUUAGAAAUUAUGAUUGACGAUGGAAAAACUUCUUACGCAACUUCUUGCGAUAAUUAUUUCGUAAAUUAUUACAUAAAGUCUGGAAGAAAGUUAAAGUGGUUACGUGUUGCUAAAAAUAUUUUAAGUGAUGAAGAAAAAAAUCUUUUAGUUAGAUGUUCAACUAAUGUUCGUUAUGUCGGCUUUUAUCGUCCAAUUAAUUUCGAAGGAUGGAAACCGAAAGAUAAGAUUGAAGUGUUGACGAUAUGGAUCUCAACAAAAAUAACAAAAAAAGAUUUUGAAGAAAAUUUUCUUCUUUGGAUUAAUCUUUGUGAAAAAUUAUAUCUUGUUCUUCACGACGACAUUGAUUUCUUUAAAGACAUUUGUGAAUGGAUCCGUUGUUCGAACAUCAAGAAUUUUGAGAUCGAGUACCGUGGAAAAGAAUUUUGUAACCUCGAUGAAUUAACUUUAUAACGCGGAAAAAUGUUUAAUAUUUUAGAUAUGUAAAAUAAAAGCAAUAACUUUAAAAUAAUAAAUAAAAUA